AUGGAAACUAAGAUUCAGAGUAUACGUCCAAUACAUCGUAUCAAAUUUUUCAUGUUUCUCUCGCUACAAAUCCCAUCAAGUAUUCUUUCGCUUCUCAUUUUCAUUUUCUUUUUAAAAAAUCCCAAUCAUCUACGAAAACUUCAAAAUCAAGCUCUAUUAGUUUUAUUUCUUAUCAACUUCAUUCAACUAUCAGUCAAUAUGCCAAUGGUUAUUCAUUUUCUUCGCUUCAGCCGAAUCAUUCCAUCUACAGGUUCGUACUGUAGGCUUUGGAUGUUUGCUGAGUCAACUCUGGAUGCUUCAAAUGCUAUCACAGUUGCUGUGAUGUCUAUUCAGCGACACACUUUGAUUUUCCACCCAACUAUACUUCGUGCGCUUACAAAACGAUGUGUCUAUUAUUAUUUUCCACUGCUACUCAGUACUGUUUAUCCCUUGACAUUCUACCUUGCGACAGUUGUAUUCUAUCCGUGUGAUCCAUCCCAAUGGAAUUUUACGCUGAAUAUGUGCGGUGACAGUACUUGUUACCUUUCCGAUAAUCCGAUUCUUGCAACAUUCGACUGGAUCGUAAAUACAGGGUUACCAAUCUUUACGAUCAUUCUGGCGAAUUUGGCAUUAAUGAUUCGAGUAGUUAAACAAAAAGCGCGUCGUCAGCAAGCUCUUCCAUGGGCAAAGCAGCGACGAAUGACAAUACAAUUAUUGAGCAUCGCUUCUCUUUAUUUGGCAACAUGGAUACCUAGCAUAACGACUGGUCUCAUGCAACAAAUAAAUGCGUCAGAAUACAUAUAUGAAUUCCAGGAAGAUUAUAUUUCAGAUUUGACAUAUUUCAUAUGUCUUCUUCUUCCAGCAAUGAGUCUUGGAUUGCUACCUGACUUUACCAAAUGGAUAUGGAAACAUUUUCGUCGAUUACAGCGUCCUACAAACGUAGUUGGAACUACUGUUCUAUAA
Molecule: messenger RNA, 942 nt
Organism: Adineta ricciae
Lineage: Eukaryota; Metazoa; Rotifera; Eurotatoria; Adinetida; Adinetidae
Source: the annotation of a GenBank genome assembly